This is a messenger RNA of Durio zibethinus, 814 nucleotides long. NCBI's taxonomy places the organism in Eukaryota, Viridiplantae, Streptophyta, Magnoliopsida, Malvales, Malvaceae. The record is from RefSeq and is a predicted model, not a curated record.
UUUCUACAAAACUCACCAACGCUGCUACCUCUUAUAAAAAGGCCAAAUCUCAUUUUGACUGACAAAGAACAUCAAACUUUGCCAUUGUGCAAUCUUUAAAACAACCUCAUUCAAAAUCAAUCCAAAAUGGCCACUAAUUUUUCCAUUUGCCUUCUCAUCACCUUCAAUUUCGUUAUCUUCCCAACCUUCUACAAUACUGUUAAUGGCAUCUUCUGUGAGGAACUAACUGAGGGCAUAGCAAUAAAGCGUGUAGAAAAAACAUCCCACCUCCACUUCUAUUUCCAUGAUGUCACUAGUGGGAAAAAACCUAGUGCUGUGAAAAUUGCUGGACCAGCAAACAGCAGCGCCUACGGAUUUGGAGCCACUAUGAUGAUGGAUGAUGCAUUGACAGAAGGGCCUGAUAUCAGCUCAAAGCUGGUUGGAAGAGCUCAAGGGCUAUAUGCCAUUGCCGCACAAGAAGAGGUAUCAUUGCUAAUGGUUAUGAAUUUUGCAUUCAUUGAAGGAACUUACAAUGGCAGCAGCAUCAGCAUUCUUGGGAGGAAUCCAGUUUUCAAUGACGUGAGGGAAAUGCCGAUUGCUGGAGGUAGUGGGGUGUUUAGGCUUGCCCGGGGCUAUGCACUGGCACAUACAAUUUGGUUUGAUUACAACACUGGAGAUGCCACGGUUGAGUACCAUGUCUAUGUGUCACAUUAUUGAGCUAUUUUGUUAGGUUAUAUUAAUUUGUUGCUUCUUAAUUAUGUUUUUUCAUUGAUCAAUUAUACAGUAAAAAAUAGGAGAGCCCCGAACAGUUCACUUCAUUCCACACGAUCAAAUG